Messenger RNA from Prorocentrum cordatum, 3630 nucleotides. The record is from the annotation of a GenBank genome assembly. NCBI's taxonomy places the organism in Eukaryota, Dinophyceae, Prorocentrales, Prorocentraceae.
AUGUCGGACCGGGAGCUCACCAGCUCAGUCACGCAUUGGCAGGGCCUGUGUUGGACCCCCGAGUUCCAGCCGGACGCCACUUCGGCAGACGCAGGCUUGGGGAACGGCUUCGCGGACGCAGAGGACCACGAGGCGGGCGUACGCACGAUCAGAGUUGCCUUCGCGGCAAGUUUGCCGCGUCGCAGCAUGCGCGGCGAGGGCAUGGUGAGUUGCGUGAGCGAGUCGGAGGCCCCAGAAGCCCUGUACGACUUUGCGAGGCGCGGCAAGGCUGCCGAGGCAAGCCUGCUGCUGGACCGAGGCCUCAGCCCUGACGCCUUCAUGGCCUACGACGGCGGCACCGCCCUGGUCACGGCUGCCCGCGGCGGGCACGCGUCCGUCGUGGAGCUCCUCCUGCGCCGCCGUGCGUCCCUGGACGUCCACACCGACGACGGCAGCAGCGCCCUCCUGCACGCCGCGCACGGCGGCAGCUGCGCCGCCCUCGCAGCUCUGCUGCGAGCCCGCGCCGACCCGGGCGAGGCGAACGAGGACGGCGUCACGCCCCUGAUGCUCGCCAGCGACAGGGGGCACCGGGAGGCCUUGCGGCUGCUGCUCGGCGCUGCCGCCGACGUGGGGGCCACCGCGGACGGCUUCGGCUCGGCGUUGGACUUCGCCGCACGGUCGGGGCACGAGGAGGCCGUCGCCGUGCUGGAGUCCGCUGGGGCACGGGCGGCUGGCGCGGGCCUGGACCUCGGGCUGGAGCGGUACCUCGUGGUCUCAUUUUCGGUGUCCACAUCUUGCCAUUUCUGCUGCUUGAGGUUUUCGUUGAAGUGGUACUUCUCCCUGUUCUCGCACAUAGUUACCGUGCCCGACGACGUGCCCACCAUCAACCAGGCGAUCAACCGGCUGGCGCGGCGUGAGGAGGGCUCGCACCCGCGUUGCGAGGCGAGUCGCGGCAUCGUGCUUGUCAGGCCCGGCGUGUACGCGGAGAGCGUGCGCGUGACGCAGAAUUGCUAUGUGCUGGGCCUCGGCCGGCGCCGGGGCGUGGUCGUGGAGGCGCCAGGCUGGGAGAGCGCCCUGGUGUUCUCUGGACUCGGGGUACGCGGCUUUCAGCACGGCGAGGACUCCUGCAUCGCCAAUAUGACCUUCAGGUGCCGCAACGACCUGAUGCGUGGACGCUGCGUCUACAUCGUCUUGGGCCAGCCAGCCCUGCGGCACUGCGACGUGGAGGGCGGCGUGCAGGUGAGCGGUUGCGGCACCGCCCCCCUGCUGCACGGGUGCCACGUCCGUUGCUCUUGGGCGAGCGGCGUGCACUUCACCGACCACUGCCGCGGCUCGCUGCGGGAGAGCGUGGUGGCGCGCAGCCGCCGCCACGGCGUGCUGGUGGACCGGGGCUCCGUGCCGGCCGUGGCGGGGAACAGGAGACCGCGCUGCAACGAGUUCGGGCACGAACGCUACGCGGCGCUCGGGCCAUUGCGAAACGACUUGUUCUGCGCCGCCGAGUACAGCGCCGUCACUUGCGCCUUGUUCGGCCUGUGGUUACAGCUGUGCGUGUCCAAGUGGACGAACGUCAGUCUGGCGACGCCUUGGAAUCUCGACAGCGUGGAGCUCGGAGGCCACGCAUGGCAGAACGAAACCGACGGGGGCGCUGUGGCUUGGCUGGCUCACGCUGACGCGGGGCCUGGCGGCGUUGCCACCCAAGACAUUGUCGCCCAAGCCCGCUCGCGGGUCGAUGGCCAGAUAGGCGCGGAGCGCGGGGUGGAGAUGACAAUCGCCCGGGCGGAGCUGGAAGGCAGCGCGGAGAGUGGCGCAGCCGCGGGCAGCGCGGAGGUGAGCCGCGCGGAGAGGGAAGCGAACUUGACGUGGGUCGCCGGCGAGCUGAAAGAGGAGCCCACGUGCCCGUGGCAUGGGGCGGCAGAGUCUGAGCUGGGCGCCCACGUGCUGCAGGAGCAUGAGAGCAUUUUGUCGCGCGUCGCUGCCGACCUCGCGCGUUUGGAGACGGACGUCGGCCAGAGGGAGGAUGCCCAGUACUUGUCGGCGCACGACGAGGCGAGUGCGCGGAAAUUGCACGACAAGGAUGGGAAUGGGAUGGGAAAGGAGAAGGACGCGGACGGGGAGGACAGCGACAAGGGCAAGGCGGGGCGACGCGGGCCGCCUCCCUCCGCGGGGCGCGCCAUGCCGUCCAUCGCGGGCCUGCCCUCGCUGCUCGAGGGCCUCGAUCCCGCCGCCCGCUCCGAUGUGGAGCGGGUGUUGCGCGUGCGCGAGCUCGUCGGCUUCGGGGAGGUGUCGGAACCCUUGCGCGCCAAGGUCGCCUGCUGGUGCGGGGGCGCGGCUACCGCCUCGGGGCCCCCGCGGCAGGAGGACGAUGCGGCAUCGGAGGCUUGGAGGCAGGCGGAGCGCCAGCGGGUGGUCUCCGUGCACAGCUUGUGGACGUUCGAGACCGCGAAUUUCAACGUGCUCCGCGCCGCGCGACCCCUGGGGGCGGGCCACCGGGACGCGGCGCGCAGGGGCCCGGAGGACGCGCCGCAGGGCCCGGGGCUGUGCGACUUCUGCGACGUGGAGCGACUGACCUGCGCGGGGGUGCGCCUGGGGCAACUUGCGCCCGCGGCGGAGAUCGGGGGCGCGGCGAACCGCGAGGGAACUGGCCAGAAGUGGAAAGGCACGGUGGCGAACCUACGGCAACUGUUCGUGCAUAUCCUUCUGGUGAAGAUUGUUGUCCUCAUGAUGAUGCUAGUCAAGAUCCACCCGCACAUGCAGUUGCAGCUCUUCGACGCGCCAGUCGCGCAGGAGGCCCUCCUGCUGGAGCAGUGCCGCCGCUACCGCCAGGCCGCCCCGGGCGCCUCCUCCGCUGGGGGGCUGGUGCCGGACCUGGCCGGGGCCCACGCGCACCUCGGGCUGGCCUUGGAGGACCCCCCCGACGGCGCGGCCGCCUGCUGGGCCUCGCUGACGCCGCGCGUGGGCGGCGGAGAGCUCUGCGCCCUCGGGGCGGAGGGCGUCGCGGCGCCUGCGUGGCCCAGGCUGGCCGCGCUGGCGCCAGCCCUCGGCGUCAUGCUGGGCGCCCUGCGGCGGUGCGGGGCGGAGGGCAUCUCCGUGGUGGCCUGCUUGGCGCCAGUGGCCGGCGGGGCCCAGGCCUCCUGGCUGAUUCGUUGCGCCAACCGUGGCCGCGCGGAGGCUCAGGUGGCCGACGCUGGCAGCGCGGAGCUCGGCGGCCUGACGGGCUCGGGCUCCGACCCGUACCUGCAGUUGGCCGCCCUCCGCGCGGAGGCGUCGGAGCGGCGGGGCCCCGCCGGCGAGGCAGAGCAGCGGCGAGAUGCCGGAGAGCCCCCGCUGGUGGCCCGGACGGUGCCAGCGCGGAGUGCCGGCGCGGCGGAAGCCCUGCGAAGAGGCAGAGGCGAGCCUGAGCGGCAGGCGGCAGAGCAGGCCACCGCCCAGGAUGAUUCGGCGGCGCGCGAAGGAGGAGGCGAGAUGGGGCAAGCGCCUUCUCAGAGGGCGGCGGGGCCGGUGGGCGCCCGCCAAAACGCUGCCCGAGAAGGAGGGGCGCGUAGCACCAUGAGCAGGUCGAACUCGAGCUCGCCGCGGCCGCGCCGCACCCCACCCUGGGCGAGCCCCGACGCUGGCGCGUCACGGUCUGAGGCGGCCUCCUCUGUGCGCUAG